This is a messenger RNA of Acanthoscelides obtectus, 987 nucleotides long. Lineage: Eukaryota; Metazoa; Arthropoda; Insecta; Coleoptera; Chrysomelidae. The record is from the annotation of a GenBank genome assembly.
CGUCAUUAGUAAAGUUUAGCUCAUUGCAGUUCAUCAUGUCUUCAACUGGCCAGUACAGUGAAAACCUUGAGAGUGCGCUAACUUACGCCGACCUGUUGCUGACAGAGCCUGUUUCGCCGCCACCGUAUAGUGCGUCUGGGCUUGCUGCUGAGAACGUGGGUGGAAACUGCAGUUUUCAAACUGGAGGAAACCCUAAAUCCUCCAAUUACCAUGUGGAAAACAACUUUGUGUAUCUGCAUCUACAACGGCAAAACGACCGGCAAUCAAAUUUUGCAUGGUCGUCCCAAGAGCCUCAAGUUACUUUCAAGGAGAAACCUCUCUUGGGUGUCCGCAUUCCCUAUGAAUGCACUGACAGCCAGAAGAGAUCGACAGAUACAGAAAAUGGUCCAACACCAGGUCCGAGCAGUGCAAGGCCUAAUUCAAGUGGAACCCAAAAGCCGAAGCGGGUCCGAACAGCUUAUUCCGCGCACCAGAUUGUACGACUGGAGAAGGAAUUCUGCACGGAUAAGUAUUUGUGCCGACGCCGACGCAUCGAAAUGGCAGUAGAAUUGAAUAUGACAGAACGCCAAGUCAAAGUCUGGUUCCAGAACCGGAGGCUGAAGUUCAAAAAGGAAGAGGAACAACGAGCGUCAUCUCCUUCAUCCACUAAUAGUCAAACCAAAUCGCGAAUCCAAACGGUGAGGCCUAAACACCAUUCGGUGACUAAGAGGCAGGUUGGCCACGACAUAUGCAUGACUGAAGCGAUACCGAAAAACCAGUCGGAAGAUAACGCUUCGUGUAUCCAACAUCAAAGUUCACAGAAUACACUCGACUACCACCCUGUGCAGUUCAGACAGAAUAAGCCAUGGUAUCAACUUUACCUCAACACUGAUUGGGCCGAUGCAUAUUUGUUUAAUAUACACGUAGAUGCCUCUAACAGUCUACCUAGUUUGUAAGUUUGUAUCUACUUUAAUGUCUGUAUAAAAAUGUGUCUAACUUUGUGAAUGC